AUGAACAAGUCCAAGUGCAACAAGAUCAAUCCUAAUCUUCACAAGUACUAUCAGUCCGGAGACCUCAGCAUUACUGGGAUCAUUUCUCAGGUCAACAGGUUUUCUAAUGGAAUAGCCUUCAAUCAAAACCCCUCUCAGGAACUUCUUGAGGUGUAUGUCAAUUUCAGUCCUAGAUGGAUCUACCUUGCCUCAAUGGAAGUUCUCUCCUCAUGGGACAGAUUUGUCCCUAACUACAAAUGUGAUGUGGAGAGAAAUCCUGUAGCAGCUAUAGGGGAAUCUGACAGCUCAGUCCACAUGGCAACUGUACUGUGCAUGCACAAAAUUGCACAGCUCCCAUACGGGUCUGCUCCAGUAGUAAAGAAUGAAAACCAAGCUGCCUUUUUCCAGCCAAUGUUCCCACAUGGAGUCCAUCAACAGAGGGGCAUUCUCCAGCUGCUUUUGCAUUUUAGGUGGACAUGGAUUGGCAUUCUAUCAGUGAAGAGUGACAAUGGGGAGAGGUUUGUAAAUGAAAUGCUUUCCACAUUUUCCCACAAAGGGAUUUGCUUUGAUUUCAUACAAAAUUUCCCAAUAGUCACCUUUUUCAUUCAAGUGUCUAGUGUUCUGGAUGAAUCAACCAAGGUAUACAAAGUUGUCAUGGAAAGUACAGCCAAUGUGGUGGUUGUAUAUGGUGAAAUCCAGACCAUGAUCAUUUUGAGAGUGGUUCUCCAAGUUUCAGAAAUAGAUGAAAUACCAAAGAAGGCAAAAAUCUGGAUUAUGACAGCCCAGAUGGACUUCAUAUCUGCUUUUCUUCAUCAAAAGUGGAACAUAAGCUUCCUCCAUGGAGCUCUCUCCUUCGCAAUUCACACAAAGGAGGUGUUGGGAUUCCGGGAAUUUCUUCGAACCAAAAAUCCAUCCUUUGGAACACAGGAUGGUUUCAUCAAGGAUUUCUGGGAGCAGUCAUUUAAUUGUGCCUUCCCCAGUUCUGAUAAAGAUAAACAAUCUGAGAGAGCCUGCACUGGGGAGGAGAAGCUUGAAACUCUUCCUGCAUCUGUCUUCGAAAUGAGCAUGUCUGGCCUCACCUACAGCAUCUACAAUGCUGUCUACACGGUGGCACAUGCUUUGCAGUCAAUGCAGCCAUCCAGUUCGAAGCAAAGAACAAUGGCAGAUGGAGGAAGGAAAAACAUUCAGAAUCUGGAAGCCUGGCAGCUCAUUCACUUUCUCAGAAGUGUCUGCUUCAACAACACUGCAGGAGAUAAGAUUUCCUUUGACAGUAAUGGGGAACUGAUAGCUGCAUUUGAUAUCAUCAACUGGGUGACUUUCCCCAACAAGUCAUUUCUCAGAGUCAGAGUUGGGGGGAUUGACCCCUGGGCUCCAGCAAACAAGGUGUUCAGAAUUGAAGAGGAUUCCAUCACCUGGCCUAGCUUUUUUAAUCAGGUGCAGCCGGUUUCUUUGUGUAAUCCCUAUUGCAAUGAAGGCUUUAGCAAGAAAAAGAAGGAAGGGGAGCCAUUUUGCUGCUACGAUUGCUUUUCAUGUCCAGAAGGAAAGAUUUCCAACAAGAAGGAUAUGGAUGACUGUUCUGAAUGUGAGAAAGAUCAUUAUCCAAACCAGAGAAAGGACUCUUGCAUCCCAAAGAAUAUAACAUUCUUGUCCUAUGAAGAAGUUUUGGGGGUCAUUUCAGCCAGUUUUGCCCUUUCUUUUACAUUUCUCACGGCUUUGGUUUUUGGAAUCUUCAUCAAGCAUCAGGAGACUCCCAUAGUCAAAGCCAACAAUCGGAACCUCACCUACAUGCUCCUAAUCUCCUUACUGCUCUCCUUCCUUUGUGUUUUCCUGUUUAUUGGGCAACCCCAUAAACUGAUGUGUCUCCUUCGACAACCAGCUUUUGGCAUCAUCUUCUCAGUGGCAGUUUCAUGUGUGUUGGCCAAAACCAUCAUCGUGGUCAUGGCUUUCAUGGCCACCAAGCCAGGGUCCAGGAUGAGGAAGUGGGUGGGAAAAAGCACGUCGAGCUCCAUUGUUUUGUCCUGCUCUCUUAUUCAAGCCAGUAUUUGUGCUGUGUGGCUCACAACCUCUUCCCCAUUCCCAGCUUUUGACAUGCACUCAGUGACUGGCAAGAUUGUACUGGAGUGCAAUGAAGGGUCUGUCACCAUGUUCUACUGUGUCCUGGGCUUUAUGGGUUUCUUGGCCAUCAUCAGCUUCUGUGUGGCUUUCCUAGCCAGGACGUUACCGGAUAGUUUUAAUGAAGCCAAGUUCAUCACCUUCAGCAUGUUAGUGUUUUGUAGUGUGUGGGUGUCCUUUGUUCCAACUUAUUUGAGCACAAAAGGAAAGUACCUGGUGGCUGUGGAGAUCUUCUCCAUCCUGGCCUCCAGUGCUGGGUUAUUGGGGUGCAUCUUUCUACCCAAAUGCUAUAUCAUUAUGGUGAGGCCUGAACUGAACAGCAGGCAGCACCUGAUGAAAAGAAAGUGUUAA
Molecule: messenger RNA, 2442 nt
Organism: Varanus komodoensis (Komodo dragon)
Lineage: Eukaryota; Metazoa; Chordata; Lepidosauria; Squamata; Varanidae
Product: vomeronasal type-2 receptor 26-like
Exons: 7
Coding region: 1-2442 (813 amino acids)
Biological process (GO): G protein-coupled receptor signaling pathway
Cellular component (GO): membrane
Molecular function (GO): G protein-coupled receptor activity
Source: RefSeq, a predicted model, not a curated record